Molecule: messenger RNA, 1530 nt
Organism: Cucumis melo (muskmelon)
Lineage: Eukaryota; Viridiplantae; Streptophyta; Magnoliopsida; Cucurbitales; Cucurbitaceae
Exons: 3
Coding region: 1-1530 (509 amino acids)
Source: RefSeq, a predicted model, not a curated record
AUGUCAGCAGUUGUAGCAUUGUACAAACUGAAAACUUUUAAUGGUUGGUCAGAUACAAGCUUCACUAGCAUUUGGGGGCUUUUGUAUGACAUGCUCCCAAUGGACAAUGUUAUUUCAAGAUCCAUUUAUGAAGUUAGAAAAUUAUUUAAGGAAUUUGAUUUAGGUUACCAAAAAAUUCAUGCAUGUGUUAAAGACUGUUGCCUAUUUAGAAAUGAGAAUGAAAAGUUAGAAAGUUGUCCUCAUUAUGCGAGUUCAAGAUGGAAGAUUGAUGAACGAACAAACCAAAUCAAACAAGGUGUGCCAGCCAAGGUAUUGAGAUACUUUCCUAUCAUUCCACGACUUAAACGGAUGUUUAAAAUAAAUGAAGUUAGUGAAAGUUUACGUUGGCAUUGGAGCCAUAAAAGUACUGAUGGAAAGAUCAGACAUCCCGUUGACUCUGUUGCAUGGGAAACAAUUGAUAAAAAAAAAUGGCCUGAGUUUUCAAUGGAUCCACGUAAUCUUAGGUUGGGCCUUGCUACAGACGGGUUUAAACCCUUCUCCAAUUUAAGUAGUCGAUAUAGUUGUUGGUCUGUCAUGCUUGUUACUUACAAUCUUCCUCCUUUGUUAUGCAUGAAAAAAGAAAACAUAAUGUUGACACUGUUGAGUUCUGGUCCCAGACAACCCGGAAAUGAUAUUGAUGUAUAUCUACAACCCCUUGUGGAAGAUUUACAACAACUAUGGAAAGGAAUACAAGUUUAUGAUAUUGUAGGCAACACACAUUUUAAUUUGAGAUCAAUUCUUAUGUGGACUAUAAAUGAUUUUUCAGCAUAUGGAAAUCUUGCGGGAUGCACUACAAAAGGUAAAUAUGCAUGCCCAACAUGUGGAGAUAGUACUCGUUCUUAUUGGUUGAAACAUAGUAAAAAAUUUGCAUAUAUGGGUCAUAGACGAUUCUUGUCAAGGGCUCAUCCAUAUCGAAGAAAAAAAGCAUGGUUUGACGAUAGAAUAGAAGAACAGUUACCCCCCAAAAUAGCUACAGGUAGUGCAAUUUAUGCCCAACUUCAAAAUUUUGAUAAUUGUUGGGGAAAACGUGAAAAGAAAAAGAGCAAAAGUCAUAAAGAUUUGUCAAACCAAAGGUGGAAGAAGCGAUCGAUUUUCUUUGAUUUACCAUAUUGGAAGGAAUUACCAAUACGACACAACUUGGAUGUCAUGCACGUGGAGAAGAAUGUAUGUGAGAGUAUUAUAGAUUCAUCCGUUGAAGGUUACUCUGAGUUGUUAAAAUGGCUUGCGAAUGGACCACGAAAGAAUGCAAUGUCUUACACUAGAUACAUCAUAAAUGGGAAAAGAUUUCACACAAAGAGUGUUGAAAAAUCAACUCAAGACAAUGGUGUUGCUGUAGAUGCUACAACAUUAUGUAGAUCUAGUGCCAAAGAUAAAUCUCAAGUUAUGGAUGUAGUUGCUUAUUACGGAGUGUUACAAGAAAUCAUCUUGUUAGACUAUUAUGUCUACCAGCUUCCAAUCUUCAAAUGUGAUUGGGCAAAUGUUCGCAAUUGA